This is a messenger RNA of Siniperca chuatsi (mandarin fish), 3297 nucleotides long. It is a transcript of the gene angpt2b, whose product is annotated as angiopoietin 2b. Bases 673 to 2187 code for a protein of 504 amino acids. Lineage: Eukaryota; Metazoa; Chordata; Actinopteri; Centrarchiformes; Sinipercidae. Gene Ontology annotation, biological process: Tie signaling pathway. Gene Ontology annotation, molecular function: receptor tyrosine kinase binding. The transcript is spliced from 10 exons. The record is from RefSeq and is a predicted model, not a curated record.
GAGAUGGUAGGGAGCAAAAAGUUGUCAGAAAAAGUUCCUAGUUCUUGUUCUUGUGGUGAGCAGUGUGUAUUUUUGCAGCUUCCUCUUCUAACCCCCGCAAACUGGAGUACCGUAAGAGGGAGGGAGAAAGUGAAAGAGGGAAGGGUGGUUGAGUGAUUAUGUGCUAAGGAGGUGCAUGUGUGUAUGUGUGUGUGGAGAGGUCCGCCACUCUCUCUACUUUAAGAGUUUUACCACUUCAGUCAACAUCCUGAAGCGGGCCACUCUCCACUCGACCCCUCCUCUCACCUCUCCUCCGGACCAACGCAUGGACUCCAGCAGCUUGAAAAGAAGGCAGUGAGGAAAGCAACUUUUCAGAAGAGACAUAAAUGCAGGAGCAGGAACUGGGCAAAAGAAGACUUCUGGAUGCAACAGCAAAAAGGAGGGCCAGCCAAAAGAGAAGAAGAGAAAGUGAUAAAGCAGAGACAGGAGCAGCAGGAGUUGGACUGUGAAGACAGGAGGAAGACAGAGUCAGAGUCUUAAGGGGCACUUUAACAAGAGGCGAAAAAAAGAUAUAGGAGAUACAGAGGACCAAAGGGGAAACUCACCUGACCCACUUCCCUGCUCUACCAGGUGGAGCAACCUCUUUUCCCCCCCUCUCCUCCCUCCCUCCCCUUUCCCUCUCUUUCUCCUGACAUGGGCCGCCUGCUGGCCCUGACCCUUGCCUACCUGGCCUACCUGCUGGCCACCGCGAUCGGCUCAGAGCGCCAACAGCACCGCGUGCAGCACGGCCCCUGCAGCUACACCUUUAUCCUCCCCGAGGUGGAGCACUGCCAUCCCUUAAAGGACUUCCAGGUCACCAACACCCUCCAGAGGGACUCCCCGCUUGAGGCAGAGCCAGAUACAAGCCAAUCCAAGCCAGGUAAGGCCCAAAAGGAGAGGCCUUCCUGGCAGGAGAGGAAGCUGGAGAAUCUGGAGAGUGCCAUGGAGAAUAACACCCUGUGGCUGCAGAAGCUAGAGAACUUCAUCCAGGAGAAUGUGCGCUCUGGGAUGGAGGAAAUGAAAAGAACUGCGGUACACACCCAGACAGCUGCCAUGCUGGAAAUGGGAACCAACCUCCUCAGCCAAUCAGCCGAGCAGACCCGCAAACUGACAGACGUUGAGACCCAGGUGUUAAACCAGACAAGUCGCCUGGAGAUCCAGCUGCUCGAGUACUCGCUCUUCACUAACCGGCUGGAGAAACAUAUUCUCCUCCAGACUCAGGAGAUCUCACGCCUUAGUGAUAAAAACGGUUUUCUGGAACAGAGGCUCUUAGCGCUGGAGGCUCGGUAUGGGAGGGAGCUGCAGGGCUUGCAGGGUGAAAAGCAGCAGCUUAAAGAGCUUCUGGAGAGGCAGAGUCGACUGGUCAGUCAGCUCCAGGGUGAACUGGGCAGCUCUACGCUCAACAGCACCUUACUUCAGAGACAGCAGGCCGUGCUCACAGACACUGUUCAGCAGCUGCUGACUAUGGUCAACCACUGCAAUGAAAUCUCCAAUAUGCCCAAGGAGGAGCUGCUUAGUUUCAGGGACUGUGCGGAGAUCCUGCGGUCUGGAGUGACAGAGAGUGGAAUAUAUAGCAUACGCCUCCCCAACUCCACCCAGACUGUCAAGGUGUUCUGUGAUAUGAAGACUAGAGGUGGCGGGUGGACGGUGCUGCAGCAUCGGAAAAACGGCUCCGUUGACUUCCAUCGUGGGUGGAGGGACUACAAAAUGGGCUUUGGAGAGCCGUCUGGGGAACACUGGCUGGGGAAUGAUAUCAUCCACAAGCUGACCAGCUCCCAGGAAUACAGUCUGCAUGUCCAGCUAAAAGACAGAGAGGGGAACGAAGCCUUCUCACAAUACGAUCGCUUCCACAUAGACGGAGAGGACAACAACUACAGCCUUCAUGCCGAGGGCUUCAGUGGCACAGCUGGACGGACCAGCAGUCUCACGCACACCGGCACCCAGUUCAGCACCAAGGACAGAGACAACGACCUCUGCACCUGCAAGUGUGCCCAGCUUGCAUCUGGAGGUUGGUGGUUUGAGGCUUGCGGUCCAUCUAACCUGAAUGGCAUAUAUUACCCUAGCUCAUCCAGUGUGGUUCGCUACAAUGGCAUCAAGUGGUACUAUUGGAAGGGUCCAAAUCUGAUGGCUACCAUGACAACCAUGAUGGUGCGCCCUGCAAACUUCUGAUGGCAUGGCUCAAUCAUGAUGUCAGAUUAUGAAGUGAAUGUCACCUCCGAUUAAUAUAAUGAACAAUAUCCAGGAAACGGUAUAUUUUGGGAGGACAUUUGAAUAAGACUGUUGUUGGUUUCAGCUUCAGGACAUCUUAAAGGGAUGAUUAAGCAAUUGCCUGGGGACAUGUGCAUACUCACAGCAAAUGACUGUGGUUUUAGUGAAUUCCUGAGUGAGAAAUUCCACUAACAAUACCUAUUCCCAAAGGUGCCCAAACUACAUUUUAAUAAGGAUUGUUCAUCUGAGAGAGGAAGGAGAUAGAGGGUAUGAGAUUCGUUACAGAUGACUAAAACACAACUGAUCACAUCAAAUUAUGCAGUUACAUAUGACCAGUUACUCAACACCAAAUUAAAUUCAAUUAAUAAAUGAAUAAACCUUUAGAGACACUUUAUCGCAAUACCUAUUUUUAUAUUAAAGUAUGAAAACGUAUGUUGUGUGUUUGUCUGUUUCCUGUAAAGACAUUUUUCAAUCAAUGUGACCAAACUGCAAUGAUUCACAGCCACAGCCUUUUGUCUAGACGACAGAAAGUCAAUUAAUACAAAAUAACUCUUUACUCUUUUAUAAAAUCCUAAUUUUUCAUUAAAUGUUUUAUUAACUUGGUAUUCGUGAUAUAUGUAAUGUCUGAUAUUAAAUUAUAAUUCUCCUAAGCAAUGCCCUGAUUGUAACUAUAUUCCAGUAGUGUUACCGGACUGUAAAACAUCUGUACUUGUUAAAAAACUGUAGCCCAAUUCAUACACAAUAUAACCUAAGGUAACCUACUGUGACUUCAAUGGUUUACCAUUGUUAAUAAAACAACACCACCAAGAACAGCAACAAUAACAGGCUUUGCCCUUUGCUGUAUCUUCCAAAGGGCUUUUAAGAAUGAAAUAUCCCCAAUUCUUUCCAGGCACACCUCUCAUAAAACUUUAUUUGUGAGAGAUUUCACUCAUAAAAGUACAUCAUAUGCUUUCACUGGUGUAAUUUACUUUCAAAAAUGAAACAUUUGUAAUAACAUCUGGGAACAAAGCUGUAAAUUCAAUUUUUACUUUGUUAAAACAAUAAAAUCAUAUAUAGUCUUUGGUGCCUAUA